Plasmodium gaboni is the source of this 6288-nucleotide messenger RNA. Its product is annotated as putative bromodomain protein. The transcript has 2 exons. Bases 1 to 6288 code for a protein of 2095 amino acids. NCBI's taxonomy places the organism in Eukaryota, Apicomplexa, Aconoidasida, Haemosporida, Plasmodiidae. Gene Ontology annotation, molecular function: protein binding. Gene Ontology annotation, cellular component: NuA4 histone acetyltransferase complex. The record is from RefSeq and is a predicted model, not a curated record.
AUGGAAACAAGAAGAAGCUUAAAAGAAAAAAAUAAUCAAAAAGAAUUCGAUAUAAUUAAACAGAAUGUCCAAAAUAAAAAUGCUAGCCAUAAGCAUGCUGAAAACAAAACUGCAGAAUCAAAAAAUGUUUUGAAACAUUCAGCUAGCGAAAAAAGCAAAGCAGGAAAUAAGAAUGUUAGAAAAGAGUCGCAAGAGAAAGAAAAUAAUUCAUUUAAUUUAAAAGAAGAUUUAGAAAAAAAAAUAAAAAAUAAAAGAACAAAUAGUAAAGACCUUGCAAAGAAUAAUAUAAAAAAUAAUGUUCCUAGGAGGAAAGAGAAAAAAAAUUAUAUCAUAAGUAGUACCUUAUCUAUAGGAGAUGAUGAUAUAAAAGACAAAUGUGAUAAUAAAAAUGAUAAUUAUAAUAUUAGUAAGCGUUUAAGAGUAUAUGAAAAAAAAAACAUUGAAUAUGAAAAAGGGAAACAUGCUACACACAUGAACAGAUUGACAAAGGAAGAGAAACGUAGUAGCAGCAUUUCCAAUAGAGGGAAUAACAAAAAUAAUCAUAAGACAACAUUCAAAAGUAAUCAUAAUAAUAAUAAAAAAGUAGGAGGUACUCAAAGAGUGCCAGAAGAAAUAAAUACAACACAAGGGAAGUUAAAUAAUAUAAAGAAAAGUAAGAGUAGUAAUAAUAAAUGUGAUGAUAAUAAUAAUAUAUGUGAUAAUAAAAAUAUAUAUGAUGAUAAUAAUAAUAUAUGUGAUAAAAAUAAUAUAUGUGAUAAAAAUAAUAUAUGUGAUAAUAAUAAUAUAUGUGAUAAUAAUAAUAUAUGUGAUAAAAAUAAUAUAUGUGAUGACAAGUAUCAAUAUGAUGAUGAUAUCAUUGAUACUAAUUUAUUUGAAGAGAAAAAAGAAAAUCUAAACGAUAUUUUGAAAAUAAUAAAUAAUAACAAAGAAAGUAUAAAUAAUCUACCAGAUGACAAGAAGGAAGAAAAAGAAAAGCAUGUUGAUGUCGAUCAUGCUUUAUCUGAUUUAUGUAGUGAUAAUAAAAUAUGUAGUGAUAAUAAUUUAUGUAGUGAUGAUAAUUAUAACAUAAGCAAAGAAAGUGGAAAGAAAAGAAAAAAGCGUGCUAGCCAUUUGGAUAAAAAAUUAGAUGAUCUAUCUAAAAUUAUUCAAGAGAAUGAAGAAAAUGAUUUGAAUAUGAUUAAACAAAUACAUGAAAUUAUAAAAUCAGAAAAGGAACAAUCACAAGAUUCUUGUUCAGAUAUUAUAAACAAAACGAGAAAGGAAAGAAAUUUAGAUAUUCAUAAAGAUAAUAUAAAAAUUUUAAAAGAUGUUGAUGAACAGAUACGAGAUGAAGAUGAUAUUAUGUCAUCUGAUGAUAAAGCUAGAAAAGAGGAAAUAGAAAAAAGGGACAUAAAGAAAAAUAAAGAAGUAGAUAAAAUCAUAUAUGAUAAGUUAGAAAAUAAUAAUAGUAAGAAAAAUGAAAAUAUAAGUGAAAAUAUAACUACAAAUAUGCAUACAUAUAUAUGUGAAAAUAUAUGUGAAAAUAUAUGUGAAAAUAUAAAUAUCAACAAUAUGAAUAGUAAAAAUAAUAACACACAUCAUAACAAUGUGAAGAAAAAAUCAGAGAGAACUAGUAAUAAAAAAAAGGAAGAAGAAAAUAAUAGAGAUGAUGAUAAUGAUAGCUAUAAUUGUAUAGAAAUGGAACCAUUGACACAUAGGCUUAGUGAGAAUAAAUCUGAAAAUAAGGAGCAACAAAUAAUUUUGAAUAGAAGUAUUAAAAGACGUUUAUCACAAAUAUUAGAUAACAUGAAAAAAAAGAAAAUAUUUGAAAUUAUAAAUAAUGAUAAUGAUGAUUAUACAAAUAUAUGUUUUAAUUCACAUAAUAUAAAAGAGAAAUUAAUAGAACGUGUGAUGAUAAAUAAAUUAACAAGAAUAUCAUGUAAUGAAAAUGAUAAUUUAAAUAAUGGAAAUGAAAAUACAAAUUAUUAUUUAGAUAAAAUAAAUCUAGAUGUUAUAUAUAAUAAAUUACAUUAUGAUUUAUAUAAAAAUGAAGAAGAAUUCCAUGAUGAUGUUUUUUUAAUGUUUCAAGUUUUAAAAAAUAUCAUUGAAGAAACAAAAGAUAAAAAAGAACAAAUGAAUCUUUUCAACUUAAGAAAAAAUGAAUUCAAAAAUUAUGAACAUGAAUUCUAUAAAAUGUUAAUAUCAGUUAGAGGUACUAAAUGUGCAAAUAAAUUUAUGAUGGAUCAACAGCGUUAUCAUGAAAAGGAAGACAAAUAUUUUUUUAAAUUUUUUAUGGAAUCUGAAAAAUUAUCUCACGAUGAUAAAGAAAAAGUAGGAAUCGCAAGCAAAAAUAAAAUUAACAUCAUCAACAUUAACAGCAACAAUAAUAAUAAUAGUAACAAUAAUAACAAUUUUGUAAGUGAGGAUCAUACUUGUGUGAGUAAUAAAUAUAAGCCUUCCACAUCUUCUAUCAUGUUAAAAGGAUUAAAUGUAGAGAAUCAUAAAAAUAAUCCAAAGCAUGAAAUUAAUAAAGAAGGUGAUGAUAAUAUUGUUAAUAUUUAUAUAACAGAUGAAGAAUAUGAACUAAGUGCUAAAGGAUGUGAAGAUACGUAUAAAGAUAACAUGUCGAAUGCAGAUAAUAUGGACAUUAUAUCAAAUUCUGUUUUAUUAUGUAAUAGAGCUGAUCAUCUUAAUAUUAUAAAUAAUAACGAAGGCUUACAUUUAAAAUCUUCAAGUAAUAUUAACAAUUCAAACAAUAAUAAUAAAUGUACUAAUAAUGAUAAAUACUCAUCAUUAGUUUUAAAUAAUCAUAUAGAGCAUAAGGAUAUCUUGAAUGGUGAGCAUAUAUCAUCUCCAAAUUAUAUUACUAGUGUUGAGAAUGUUGAUAAAAAGGGUUUACAUAUAUUGGAAGGAAUUAAUGACCAUAUAAAACAACAACCCAUCCAUGAUAAUAAUAAUAAUGAUCAUGAUAAUGAUCAUAAUGACAAUAAUAAUGACAAUAAUAAUAAUAAUAAUAAUAUUAAUAAUAAUAAUUAUUAUUAUAACAAAUCAGAGAAUACAAAUAAAAGAUUAUUGAAACAGUGGGAAAAAAUGCUCAGAGAUAAUGUUUUAAAACUUUUAAAAAAUGAUAAUAAUUCGUUUUAUUUUAAAACACCUGUUUUAGAAGAUAGUAGUAUUAAUGAUAAUAUAAAAGAAGACUACAAAAUGAAAAUUAAGAAACCUAUGGAUUAUAUAACCAUAUCUAAAAAUUUAUCAGAUGGUAUAUAUAAAGAACCCAUUGAUUUUUAUUAUGAUAUGAAAUUAAUAUAUAAAAAUUGUAUAGAUUUUAAUCCUGAUAUAGAAGAAAAUAAAUAUAUUAUUGAUGCUGCUAAAAGUAGCGAUUUGAAAUUUGAAUAUUUAUGGAAUAAAUGGAAAGAAAAAAUAAAUAAUAAUUUUUGUGAUUUAAAUAAUAAUAUAUUUAAUGAAGUGUAUUAUAUAGAAUUUUUUAAAAAAAUUACAAAAAAAAAAAAAAAACAUAGUUCUAUCUAUACUAUGUGGAUAGAUUAUCUUAUUAGUAAUAAUAUAAAUAUACAAGAAUUUUCAAAAUUAAGAAAUAUUAAUAUUAACGAAUUAAAUAAAAAAUGUAAACCUAAAAUUAAUAUUAAUAAUAUCAAUUUAAUAAAUUAUAAAAAAUUAAAUAAAAAUAAUUUGUUAUCUUAUAUAUUCAAAGAAGAAUAUAACAACAUACUUAAUACAAAAAAAAAAUCAUUAACUGUUUCAUCCACUGGAUUUAUAGAUGAAUCUAUAGACAAUAAUACAAAUAAUUUUUCUACACAAAAUAUUCAAGGAAAUGAUUUACCAGAUUUAAAUGUUCAAAUAAAAAAUUUAGAUACUACCAGUUAUGAUAAUAUAAAAAAUUGUAAAGAUAAUAUAAAUCAAUUGUGUAACUUAUAUGAGAUGGAAAAUAAUCAUCAUUUAAAUCAAACACAUGUGUCAUUUGAAAAUUCUAAUUUAAAAGAUGAUACACAUCAUAGUGAUGAAAAAAAAGAUACAGAAGAUGACAAUAAUUCAAAAGAAUAUAAUAUGGAUGAUAUUAAUAAUUAUUCCUUACAAGAAAAUAAUAAAAUUAAAAUUGUUUUAAAAGAUUCAAAUGCAGUACAUAAUUUUGAACAAAAUGUAGAAAACAAAAGUAAAGGGGAACAAAAGAAAUCUACAAAAAUGUUAAAGAAAAGAAAACGAAAUAAAAAUGUUAUUCUUUUUGAAGAAAAUAUUUUUGAUAACUAUUUAGAAAAUAAAAAAAGCUGUAUGCUUAAGUGUGAUAAAAAUGUUUUUAUAACGGACUGUUUUUAUUAUAAAAAUAUUUUUAGAAACUUGCAUGAGUUUAUUGAUGAUCAUUCGACUGAGGGAAAUGAUGAAAAAAUGAAUUCUCAUCAGAAUGGCACAGAUUGUGAAAAUGUGAUAAGUAAGAAAAAUGUCAAUAGGGAUAAUAAUUUAAAUAAUGAUGAUAGUUUAAAUAAUGAUGAUAAUUUAAAUAAUGAUGAUAGUUUAAUAAAUAAUGAUAAUUUAAUAAAUAAUGAUGAUAAUUUAAAUAAUGAUGAUAAUUUAAAUAAUAAUAAUGUUAAUAUAAACCUUGGUGAGGUGCAACAAAAUCAUAAUCGUAAUCUAAUCGAAGAAACCAAACAGAUCUCCCACAAUGAAGAAAAUAGUAAAAAAUUAUGGAAAGAAAAAACAACCACACUUUAUAAUUAUGAUAAUAAAAAUUAUAAAACACACGUAUUUCAUUAUUCGUCAAAUGAAGAAAAAAAGAAUACAUAUAUUACAAAUGAUGUCAAUAAUAUUAAUGAAAAUUUAAAAAUUCAAUUUACGCAAAAAACAAUUCAUCCGCAUGAACACGAUGGAAAUAUUCUGACUGUUCAGGAAAAAACGAAAGAAUUUAUGAACAAGUCAUGUAAUAUUUCAAAUGAGGAUAAAAUAUGUAUACAUAUAAAAAAAAGUAAUAAUAUUCAAAUGAGUAAAAUACCAAAGAGUGUGUUUAGUGGAUUUUCUGAAGAUUAUCAGGAUGAGAGUUCUUCAGAAGAUGAAAAAAAAGUGGCUGAAAAGAAUUCAAAUGACAAAAAAGUGGAUGAAAAUAAUAUAAAUGACAAAAAAGUGGAUGAAAAGAAUGCAAAUGACAAAAAAGUGGAUGAAAAUAAUAUAAAUGACAAAAAAGUGGAUGAAAAUAAUAUAAAUGACAAAAAAGUGGAUGAAAAGAAUAUAAAUGACAAAAAAGUGGAUGAAAGGAAUGUGUGUGAAAAAUAUAUGAAUGCACAUAAGCAUGCAACAAAUGAUCACAUAAAUGAAAGUUAUGAGUGCGUUUCUUUCAACGAUACCUUGAAAUGCGACGUGGAGUAUGAAAAGAAUGCCCCCUCAUACUUUAUAACGUAUGGAAAUAUUAUUAAUAAUAUAAUUUCGAACAAUGAGGAUACACAUGAAGAUAAUGCUUCUCAAAUUCAAAAUGAAAAUAAGAAUUGUAAUUUUUAUGAUAAGGAGGAUAUGUCUCAUGCUCAAAUGGAAAGGCAUGGAGAGAAAAUGUGUGAUUAUAAUAAUGAGAAGAAAAAAAAAGAAGUUAUAUUGAAGCAUACCCGUGAGGGUAAUGAUAAUAAUUAUAAUGACGAUAAAAAUUAUGAUGAUAAAAAUUAUGAUGAUGAAAACCUUAUGAAUAGUGACGAUUCCAUCCUUUUCAACAUAAGUAACAAAAAUUUUUAUAAUUUUCAUUUAUUAUUUAAAAAAGAUGAAAAAUUAAAAAAGGAGUUUUUUUUACAAAAUAAGAUAAGCGAAAAGACCUUAUUAUUAAAUUUGUAUGUUGAUUAUAGUAAUAUGGAAGAUACAUCUUUUUUCCAUAUAAAUAAUACAAAUUUUUAUAAUUAUUAUUUUGAUGAUUAUUUUUAUUUUUUUAUAAAAUCAUGUUAUGAUUUAGAUUUAUAUAUAAAAAUUCAGAGAAAAAACAUUUUCUUAACGGAUGAAAAGUAUUUUGAAUUCUUAAAAAUACAUAUAAUGAAUAAAUCUACAAAAAAUAAGAAGAUCCCAUUUUAUUUAUGUAACAACUCUGUUGAACAAAAUAAUAAUUUAAUAAAAGUUUUAGAUAACUGUUUUAAACAUUUUAAUUUAUAUAAUGGAAAUAGUUCAAGCACCUUAACUUUAUAUGAUUCUGUAAAUGAAAUAUCUUUUCUUCUUUCUCAAAUAAGGAUAUAUAUAAAGGAAAUAGAUAUUUUAUUGAGACUUGAUAUUAAUAAGACUACAAACACAACCACAAUAAGUAUUUUAAAAAAAAAGGUUGCACUAAUGACAUAA